CGCGGAGCCUACCACCCUGGAAGAUGGGGGCCAUCCUCUAGAGAAGCGAAAUAACCAGCCCCCUCCGUUCUAGACUCAAAGACCUUGCGAUCCCGCCAUGCUAGCUUGUGCCAACUGCGUUAAUUAGCCCACGUAGCCACUGGCAAUGAACGGGGUGCCGCAAAACAAUCGCGUUCCGAUAGGAGUCUACACCAGGCACAUCCACUUUCCAUCCUAAAGCUUAAACCGCAACCCAGCAAUGUCUCCGAUACCCCAUUGGGCCGCGGCUCUCCUGUUAGCCACCAAAGCUACUGCAAACUUCACCACCAGCUACUACCUCCCCAACCCCAACUUUUUGCCGUCCCGCAUCCGCUUCCUCGCCUCCGUCAUCGCCGCCGACAAAGACCGCGUGACGCUUGCAGCGCGCUACGACGACGACCCGGAUUACGCGGCGCUGGAUCUGAACUUGGAUGCGAGAUUCUCGAUGACGAUGACGCUGGCGAGCACGCUUUAUGCGCAGACGACGACGUAUACAGCGGGUGGGGGAGAGGAAGAGGCAGCGGUGGAUCCAGUAACUAUUUGGAUCAGGCGUCGGUGCGAGAUUGAUGUCGACAUGUCUGGGGCACAGUGCACGGCCGAGUACAACGAGGCGCUCGCCCUGCGCGAGUGCUACCGCGCACCCCCAGGCCUGUUCGACGACACACCUGUAGUAAGCAGGGUAGGCACGACGUGGGUCACGCUGCCGCCUGAGACGCACACAGCCGGGCAGUCGGAGACGCUGCUCUGGACGUUUAGCGAUACGGAUGCCGCGGGGGUGCAGACUAUCGUGCGCCCAGAUCCGCAUGCGGAGAACUACUAUUCAAACCCGCCGCCAGACUGGUGCAGCGGGUUCAGUCAGAAUUAUAGUAAUGUGGUCGUGCCGAGUAGUGCGUUGACAUCGAGCUGGACGUUGCAAAAGAGCGAGAUGGGACUUUUCGGAUUUACGAUUACCGCGGGGGAGGAGAAAAUGGCCAAAGCGACGACGGGCGCGAGUGUGACUGUAGGAAGUGCGACGCCGACGGCCACGGGGACUGGGGCGGGGGCGGGUAGGACAGGAGGUGGGUCUGCAGGUGCUGCCCCGGCGAGGACGAUGGCGCCAGCUCUUUGGGGAGUGGGGGCGGCGGUUGCUAUGUUCUUGUAGAGUGACUCCCAGGGUGAUUUUUAAUGUGAUGGUUGUCAUCGAGAAAGGGUACUUGAAGAGAGACGACAGUCAAAGUCGCGACGGCGGUUCAGGCUUGAACCCUGAUACCUAAGUGCUGUCCAGAAGCCGCAGAAUCUCUUUGUUUGCAUACAGUGAUCUGCCAUUUUAAGCCGAGUAUUUGUCUGAUUGAUAGAGGAUGCUUAGAUAGAGAGAUCUUGUCGGUGAUAAGAAGGUUAUGUGACAAGCAACAAAUGCAAGGGCAAUGAAUAGAGAGUGGCGGGCUAUCGAGCCGAGACGAGGUGAGUCAAAGAGGAGAGAUAUUGGUCUGGUUUUAUGGCAUGUGGAGUGUGA
Paraphaeosphaeria sporulosa is the source of this 1510-nucleotide messenger RNA. RefSeq lists its product as uncharacterized. The coding region runs from base 239 to 1159 and encodes 306 amino acids. NCBI's taxonomy places the organism in Eukaryota, Fungi, Ascomycota, Dothideomycetes, Pleosporales, Didymosphaeriaceae. The record is from RefSeq and is a predicted model, not a curated record. The transcript has a single exon.